Messenger RNA from Sphenostylis stenocarpa, 747 nucleotides. Lineage: Eukaryota; Viridiplantae; Streptophyta; Magnoliopsida; Fabales; Fabaceae. The record is from the annotation of a GenBank genome assembly.
AUGUUCGUUUCUUCCUCAUCUCAUGUUCCCCGUUGGCUUCAACUCCUCCUCACGGAGAAGUUCUACAACGCUUGCAUAAUUCACGAAGAGGCAAAGAAGAACGAGAAGAACGUCUAUUGCUUGGAUUGUUGCAUCAGUCUCUGCCCUCACUGUUUGUCCCCUCACCGCUCUCAUAGACUCUUGCAGAUUAGAAGAUAUGUGUAUCAUGAUGUUAUAAGGUUGGAUGACGCUGCAAAAUUAAUUGACUGCACUUCGGUUCAAUCCUACACAACUAACAGUGCAAAAGUGGUAUUUUUAAACCAAAGGCCACAGACAAGGAACUUCAGAGGCUCCGGCAAUUUCUGCAGCACCUGUGACAGAAGUCUGCAAGACCCAUACCACUUCUGCUCCCUUUCUUGCAAGAUCAAUUAUCUCAUCAGAACAACGGGUUCUCUCUGCGGUUACCUCUUCGAGUGCAACUACUUGCCGUUACCAGAAUCUGGUCUCGACGAUGGUCAGAUGACCCCUGACUCGGUUCUCGAACCUGCCGGUUCGGCCCGAACCUCGUCCGGUUCUGGAGGGUAUGGCGGGGUGGAUUGCAGGACCACCCUGGCUUGCACUGCCACCACUGAGAUUGUAAGGAAGAAGAGAACCGGCGGCUCUGGUAUCCGGCCACCGUGCCGGCCUGCGUGCUCGCCAGUGUCGGAAAUCUCGGCGGGUCUAAUGAACCGGAGGAAAGGGAACCCGCAGAGGGCCCCACUGUAUUGA